UUGAGACCGUUAGUACUUAAACGUAACCAUCUACGGUACGUGCUGUUAUACUGUUCGGUAUGUUCAGAAAAUAUUGCUCCGUUUCUUCUGUAUGGAAAUGCGUAAACAAUAAUCAAUCUCACGAUUUCAUAAACAUUUUGCAUGCAUUUUGAACACUUUUAUUGGAGCAUUUUAAAUUAUGUCAACUUGGCAAUAUUAAUGGAUUCGCACUAAAUACAUGGCUCCCAAUCGUUUUAUUCGCUCGCAGACAGAUCACACAAAAGUCGGGAGUCUGGUUUGCAGCGUGGGUUCCUCCAACAUCAACACGACCAGAAAUCUCGAUUAACUGAUUCAAGUGCGACCCAAGGCCACCACGCAUACGUUGCCAAGCACAUUGUGUGCCAUGUAUUAUUAUCGUGUAGCGUAAUAAUAAUCAAGUAUUUGUUACAACAUCAUCCAUCCAACUAAACUACUGAACCUGCCUGCAACCCAAACACUCCUCGUUACAUAAACAGUUGGUCGCCGAGAGUAUAAUGCUUUUGGCUGGCUAGUUAGAAAGCUGUAAUUAUUAUUAUUUCCAAGUUUAAAGUUUACAAGACACUGCAUUUUUUUCAUAAAAAAAUGAGUUUUAUCCGACAAUCCUUGGCAAAGUAUCCACUCAUCUCCAACUGCGUGAUUUAUGGCUCGCUCUACUUUACGGCAGAAAUUUCUCAGCAGACGGUUCUCAAAAAGUUUAUGAGAAAACCGGGUGAAGAAGAGAAGCCGUAUGAUACAGACGCCCUGAAACGCUAUGGGUUUGUGGGGACCGUUGUCCUUGCUCCGACCCUGUUCUACUGGUACAGAUUUUUGGACAGCAGAGUGAUUGGGACGACGGUGAAGAUUGUGGCGAAAAAGUGCCUGAUUGACCAAUUCGUAUUCACGCCAAAUCUUCUCGCCCUCUUCUACAUCACGAUGUCUGUGCUGGAGAAGAAGGAGGACGUGUUUGAGGAACUCAGACGAAAAUUCAUUCCUACUUUUGUGGUGAGUAGCUGUUUCUGGCUCCCCGUCCAAGCGGUCAACUUUUCCGUGGUGCCUGCACGCUACCGUGUGACCUACAUUGGAUUCGCCAGCCUCCUCUGGGCAAAUAUUUUAUGUUACAAGAAACGUAACAAUUAAUUGAUGGAUUAUUUACACCUUUUGUGUGAGAAAAAAUGCAAUCUUUCAAGGAUUUUAAGGGACCCGUUUUAAUGACCAAUGUUGCUUUAAUUAAAUUUUUAAUUGUCGCCAUAAAGUGUUCUUUCUAAUCGUUGUUUUUUUGUGUGUCUUCAUAUCGCAUUUGUAAAGGAAAAAGAUUUUCCUUCCAACCAGCAAUAAAAGAUACAAAGGAAUGAAUUA
Molecule: messenger RNA, 1353 nt
Organism: Folsomia candida
Lineage: Eukaryota; Metazoa; Arthropoda; Collembola; Entomobryomorpha; Isotomidae
Product: mpv17-like protein
Exons: 4
Coding region: 601-1134 (177 amino acids)
Cellular component (GO): cytoplasm; membrane
Source: RefSeq, a predicted model, not a curated record